Klebsormidium nitens is the source of this 1369-nucleotide messenger RNA. NCBI's taxonomy places the organism in Eukaryota, Viridiplantae, Streptophyta, Klebsormidiophyceae, Klebsormidiales, Klebsormidiaceae. The record is from the annotation of a GenBank genome assembly.
CUAAUCUCCUAGCGUUAUCCCAGAAUCCACUCUUUCUCGGGGGGCUUGCAUCCUGUGGCAACUGCUUUACGUAUCAGCAGCUGGUGGUGGUGGCCACAUAUACGCGCAAAGCCCUGAGGCAGUGAGUGCUGGGCGUGCCGGCACGCCGCAUGCAUUACUAGCCUGAUCCGGCAUCAUGGUUUUCACCCUGUUACAGCACCCUCCUGCUUGGAACUUACCUUCCAUUGACGUGGCCUGCAUAGAGGCGCAGGUGUACCUCCGACUUGCUGGUGCUGCUUUCCAAGUGGAGGACGUGCCCACGCGAGUAGGAGCCGAGCAGAUUCCUGCCCUGGAGGAUGGCGACGAGGUGGUUAUGGCGAGUGAGAGUGGGGGGAUACCCGCCUACCUACGGGAGACCAAGGGCAUUGACCUGGACAGCGCCCUGACUGCUGCGGAGCGCGCGGACGCCGAGGCGCUGAGCGCGCUGGCCCACCUGCGGCUGCGCGCCGCGCUGCACUACUCCCUCUGGCUGGAGGAGGCCAACUACAAGCUGUGCCAGCACGCUUACGCGCCGGCCCUGCCCUUCCCGCUCAACCGCGUCCUGGCGUACCUCGCGCACAAGCAGGCCGACGCGCAGUUCCAGACGGGCGAGGUGGACGCGGCGCACGUGCGCGCGGAGGUGUACCGCCAGGCGGAGCGCGCCUACGCGGCGCUGGCCACCCGACUAGGGGAGCAGCGCUACUUCUUUGGGAAUCGCCCCUCCAGAGUGGACGCCGCCGUGUUUGCGCACCUCCUCUUCCUGGAGAAAGCGCCGCUGGUCGAGACGUCCCUGAAGACCAGCGCCUUCUCUCAUCCAAACCUGGUCAAGUACGUCAAGCGUCUAGAGCUCGAGGUCCUGUCCGCUCGUCCCGACAUGCCUCGUGAGCCCCCACCAUUCACCAGAACCCCCGGGCAGUCCUCCCGGCGAGGGUGGUGGGGGGGCAAGGUGAAGAAGGAAGACACGAGAUCGGAGGAGGAGAAGCGGCUGACGAGCCGAGCUUGGUACUUCGUGGGGGCCCAGGUGGCAGCCGUCAUUGCAUACGUCGUCUUCUCGAGCUUGGAGGUGGAAGAAGUGGAACUCGAAGAAGAUUACGAAGAAGAUUGAUGCAACGAGGAUUCUUAUAGAGAAGCACCACGCUCGCCAUGCUGGCAUGCUGUCCUCAAGCUGGACUGCACGACCAACGUUGGCUGCGGACCCACCGUACUUUGGGCAAGUCACUUCACCCCGGCAGCGUGCUCAUGCACGUCAUCCGCUUGAAAGCAGCGGCAGGCCGCAGCGACUGAAUUGCCAUCACUCAAAGGUGUCGGCCUACGCAUGCCCUCAACGAAUUCACCAAAUCGUUGUCCAUUA